Messenger RNA from Salmo salar (Atlantic salmon), 4948 nucleotides. The record is from RefSeq and is a predicted model, not a curated record. Lineage: Eukaryota; Metazoa; Chordata; Actinopteri; Salmoniformes; Salmonidae.
AUCCCAGACGAGUUUAUUUCAACUCUAGAGGGAGGGAAAUAAGUGAUCGGAAACAGUGAUGUGAAUACUGCACUGUGUGUCACUGUGUGUAGUAUGUUCGUGCACACUACGUAUGUGUGCGUGUACCAGUGUUGCCAACUAAUUUUCAGGAGGGAUAAUCCGUCACCAUGGGGGCUGAGAAAGACACCGAGACCAUUUUGACUGGGUCCAUGCGUCUGAAGCAGGAAAUCUCCCUGCUCCAAGGGGUCUGCCUCAUUGUGGGAAGCAUGAUCGGCUCGGGCAUCUUCAUCUCCCCCAAAGGGGUGCUCUUCUACACAGGCUCCUACGGCCUGUCUCUGGUGGUGUGGGCCAUCGGCGGGAUCUUCUCCGUGUUUGGGGCCCUGUGCUACGCUGAGCUGGGAACCACCAUCCGCAAGUCUGGUGCCAGCUAUGCCUACAUCCUGGAGUCCUUUGGCGGCUUCCUGGCUUUCAUUAGGCUGUGGUCGUCCCUGAUGAUCGUGGAGCCAGCAGGCCAGGCUGUCAUAGCCCUCACCUUCUCCAACUACCUGGUGCAGCCCUUCUACCCCACGUGCUCAGCCCCCUACGAUGCUGUGAGACUCAUAGCAGCAGCCAUCAUCAGUCUCCUGACGUGUGUGAACUGUAUGAAGGUGAAGUGGGGGGCCAUUCUCCAGGUGGUCUCUACAGUAGCCAAGGUCCUGGCCCUCAUUGUCAUCAUCAUUGCUGGGAUGAUCAAGCUGGGACAAGGCCAGACGCAGAACUUUGAUGAUUUGUUUAAGGGUUCUAAAGUGAACCCUGGGGACAUGGCCCUGGCUCUGUACGCUGCGCUCUACUCCUACUCGGGCUGGGACGCACUCAACUUCAUCACCGAGGAGAUCAAGAACCCGAAGAGGAACCUCCCGUUGGCCAUAGGGAUCUCCAUGCCCAUCGUCACAGUGAUUUACAUUCUGACUAAUAUAGCUUACUACACCGUUAUGGAUGCUGGCACCGUGCUGGCCAGUGAUGCUGUGGCUGUGACGUUUUCUGAUUUGGUCCUGGGCUGGGCUCGAUGGCUGAUCCCCUUGUCAGUGGCCAUCUCUUGUUCCGGAGGACUCAAUUCCGCCAUCAUUGCUCUCUCCAGGCUGUAUUUCGUGGGCUCCAGGGAGGGCCAUUUACCCAACGUCCUCUGCAUGAUCCACGUCGAGCGCUACACCCCCAUUCCAGCACUGCUCUUCAACGGUGGCAUGUCUCUGAUCUACCUGUGUGUGAAGGACGUGUUCCAGCUCAUCAACUACUUCAGCUUCAACUACUGGCUGUUCAUCGGCCUCUCCGUCGCCAGCCAGAUAUACCUCCGGUUCAAGGCUCCCAACAUGUCCCGGCCCGUCAAGCUCUCUUUGUUCUUCCCUAUAGUGUACUGCCUAUGCAGUGUGUUCCUGGUGGUAGUACCUCUCUACAGUGAUACCAUCAACUCUCUGGUUGGUAUCGGAGUGGCUCUGUCUGGAGCUCCAGUGUACUACAUCUGUAUCCACCUGCCCCCCUCCUCCAGACCUGCCUUCCUGGGCAGGAUGCUCGAUGCGAUCUCCCUAAAUACCCAGAAGCUGUGUCUGUGCUGUGAGGCGUCACGUGACCUAGACCUGGACAACAUCCCUGACGAAAAGCUGGAGUAAGGGAUGAAAGGAGGUGUGGAGGGAUGGAGGUAGAUACUGAGCCAAAGGUGGAAACAGAAGGACCACAAUCAUAGCUACACUCCUUCUGUGCCAAUGAUGAACAUUUAUUUUUAAUCUACUUUUUACCAGGACUUUACUAUUUAUAAUUUGUGACUUGCUUGUCCUAUGGGACUAUACAGUGUGUGUGUUGAGUACUGAGGAAAGCCACUUUCUAGUGCCGGUGGACUCUGACAACCACAUGCAUGCAGCACAAUGUAGUUCACUCCUACUGGUUACACCUAUGGAGACGAUCAACCAUGGGAGUUUAACCAUUGAACAACGAAAUAAAUUCAAAUGGAGAUUUGAACAGGUCCUACUAACCAUUUAGGAGGAGUAGGUUUUCAUCAGCAGGACCUACUGAAUAAAGCUAGUGGAGAUUUGAUAUUUUUUAUAUUAAAUGAGUUAUUUGUUUUGAAAGUUGGAAGCGUUAGUCAAAGAUGCCCAUUCUGGCCCUACUUUACUUGCACUAGGCCAGGUGUGGUGUGUGUGCACAAACAAACUGCUUGUCUUGUUUAAGGUUAGUACUCCCUGUACUAGUCACUGAAGAUUCCUCCAACUUAGUGGCUGUCAAGUGACUGACACGUGUACUGUAUGGAAACUGCCAUGGGUUGAGCCAUUAUGGCAUCAAAGUAAUGUUUAUUGGUGAAGCUGACAGAUGGUGAAUUUUUAUUUUAUCUUUAUUUAACUAGGCAAGUCAGUUAAGAACAAAUUCUUAUUUUCAAUGACGUCCUAGGAACAGUGGGUUAACUGCCUUGUUCAGGGGCAGAACGACAGCGCUUUACCUUGUUAGCUCAGGGAUUCGAUCUUGCAACCUUUCGGUUACUAGUCCAACGCUCUAACCACUAGGCUACCUGCUGACCCGGAAGAACAAAGUGGUCCAUAUUCUGUGACCACUUUGUAAUGUCCUUUAUUUGUCUUCUUUAUUUCUCUCUACCAAACCAAGCUAAGAUAUUGUCUCUGACGCUUGCUCGUUCUCAUAAGAAUAGAUUGCCGUUGCAUUUUCUGUUUACUGUGCUAUUUCUCACCAUUUAAUCUGUCAGAUGAUAGUAAUGUAGUUACUGUUGCCGAUAGCAUUCAUGUGUGGACAGAAUUGGGCUAUCAUUCUAUUGGCCUUGCACACCAUGGCACACACAGGAUAUGUUUCAAUAUCACCAUUUACUGACAUUGUUACAGCUGUUACCAUGGUUGCCCUAUUGAUGUCCAGAAUGGAACAUGUAGAUGACAUUGACUUUUAGCCUAUGCCCUUAUUACACCAAGAUGGCUCUCUAAGACAGACAUGAAAUCACCAGCAGUGACACGUUAACAGCACUUACUGAAUUUUGUGCUUGAUAUUAAGAUGUUACAUUUACUGAUGUUUAAUUUCAACCCAUAAGCCUAUCUGAAGAUCCAAAAGGACAGUUGCUGACGUAGACAUGUGGGUAAUGUAGAAAGGAUACGUUUCCAAUAAUAUACAGAGGACUGGUCUCAAUGUUUUUAGUAAAUUUUUUUGUAUUAAAAAAAACAACAACAUUUUCUAAUGCAAUUAGAUGGCGAUCCUAUUCAUGCCAUCUCUGCCAUAGACUUGCCAUGGUGUCAUGCAUGUCUCGCUCUCUAUUGUUCUUUUGUUAUAGACCGAGAAAUCCUACAACAUGAAUUUGGUAGGAUCCAAUGCCAUAAAUAUGCACAUUCAUGCAAUUUGGAUGAACAUGUGAUGCAGGAUUAGAGGAAUGCGACAUCUUCUUUACAAUGCAAUUCAUUGACAAGCCAGAUCAAAUAUUACAGCUACUGGCUGAGCCAUAUUUGAUUUCUAUGCACCAUCUAGUGGUAGUUUUAUGAACGUCAGGUUGUUGAGAGCAAGUCAAUGUUGUGGAUCACGGCACUCGGGGCACUUGCUUCCAAAAGUUGUUGUUCUGAAUGUGCUGUCUCUUAUUGGUGUAUGCAUGUAUGUUGUCAUUGGAAAUUUGCUUUAAAGGGGAAAUCAGCAGUUUAAACUAUAACAAUGUGGCGCAGCGGUCUAAGGCACUGCAUCUCGGUGUUAGAGGCGUCACUACAGACACCCUGGUUCGAAUCCAGACUGUAUCUCAACCGGCCGGGAUUGGGAGUCCCAUAGGGCGGUGCACAAUUGGCCCAGCGCCUUCCAGGUUUGGCCGUGUAGGCUGUCAUUGUAAAUAAGAACUUGUUCUUAACUGACUUGCCUAGUUAAAUAAAUGGGUACUCCCCGCCCCUGUUUUGGUAAAAAGCUGAGGGAGAAAUAUAACCACUCAAAUUCAUAGACGGUGCUAUGGAUGCAAGGACUGACUAUCCAUGAUAUCAAAAUGAUAGUCUUAACCAUUUUGAGGCUGUUUGUUUACAUUUACUUUGUUUACAAACAGAAAAUGUAAGCUUCUUUAUCUCGGUUCUGAUGGUGAAUGGCAGUUGAACUAAGCUCAUAAGGCAUUUAAGUUAUAUUCUUCAAGAAUCAAUGGGUACAUAUCAUUCAUUUAUAAGUCCAAAAAUCGAUGUAGCAACUGCAUAUUGACCCUUUUUAAUAAAUUAUCUAAUUCCAUCCAAAGCUGUUUACCAAGUCCCUUCACCUGUCAAUCAAAUCAAUUUGUUUGCACUACAUGAACUGAAUGUGAAACGGAAACAUUUCCAUGCAUGUAUGACUGCCAUUUGAAUGUUUUUGGAGGGGUUUUUUGGUCGCUUUUUAUAGUUCUCAGUGGUCAGGUAUACAUUUGAAAUUUUAAUAAUUUAGCAGACGCUGUUAUCCAGAGUGACUGAAAUUAGCAAUUAGGGUUAAGUGCCUUGCUCAAGGGCACAGCGACAGACGUUUCACCUAUAAAGCACAUAAACCCAUUUGGGAAUUAUUCUGGCCAGGUUAUGGCAGAGCAAGUGUGGACUGUGCUCGACCCAUCUCACUUGCUUUAUCAAUGUCACCCUUGGUGAUAUCACUUUAUCUUCGACUGCUGUUGGUUCACUUUCUGCAAUCAUUUUUACUCUACAUUACUGCAUAACUAUGGAUUCCAAAGUAUUGGUGACAUUUUAACAAAUGAACUCAUUGGCUUCAAUCUGUCCAUCCACGUGACUGAAAUAGGCAUUUCCUACCGUCAUUCCUAAUUCACAGGAUGUGUACAGCUAUGUUUAAAGCAUGUUACUUUACAAAUAAAAGGUUUAACUUCACAAUGAGCGACUAGGUCCGUCACUAUACAUUACAGAACAACAGGCAUUUCUGUUUUCAAUCUUUAGUAGGAAUAUUAUAUUUGGGUGUCUGAACUUGGUGAAUAAAAUCUCUCACAAAGGGGAAAUCA